AUGUACGUGCUCGACGACCAAGAGGUCGAGGAGGCCGAGAAGGAGCGACUUCGCAAGAAGCUCCAGGCCAAGAAACAGCUCAGCCCCGAAGAUGAAGCCAUUCGCCAGCAGCACGCGCUCGUCACGGCCAAAAACAAAUACUGGGCACCGAUCCUACUUUUAUACCCACUCGGCCCUGUCUGCGUCGCCUUCACGACCGUUGUCUUUGGCGGCGUCAUCACCAACGCCGCAUCCACGACCUGCAAUGCGUACCUCGACAGUAC
This is a messenger RNA of Saprolegnia parasitica CBS 223.65, 263 nucleotides long. RefSeq lists its product as hypothetical. The annotation marks the transcript as partial. NCBI's taxonomy places the organism in Eukaryota, Oomycota, Saprolegniomycetes, Saprolegniales, Saprolegniaceae. The record is from RefSeq and is a predicted model, not a curated record. The transcript is spliced from 2 exons.